AUGAUCGUUUCCAAGAAAGGGGCCAUCCUAGCCCAUAUUUCCCCCCUGCCAUUUCCGACAAACGAUCCCCAGGCUGCCGAGAAUCAUACACGGGAGCAAAUGGGGAACCUCCUCGACAUUCUGCGAGACAAGAAAGAUUUCCGCCUAGCCCCCGGUGUCAAAAACUCCGGUAUAGUCUGUGGUGUCUUUGAAGGUGCCAUUGCUUUGCCAGAUCAGAAGGAUCUUAUUAAGGCUAUUCUUUUGGAGAAUCUGGAGGAUAAUGCAAGACCCAGGGUCCAUAGAUAUAAUAUUCAAGACCCUGCUGCCAGGUCACCUGCUGCAGGAACAGUUUUUAUUGAUGGAGCUGGCCCAGUACCGAAGGUAUAUUUGGAAGAUAUAGACCAAUGUUGGUUUUGA
Messenger RNA from Aspergillus pseudonomiae, 396 nucleotides. RefSeq lists its product as uncharacterized. Bases 1 to 396 code for a protein of 131 amino acids. The record is from RefSeq and is a predicted model, not a curated record. The transcript has a single exon. NCBI's taxonomy places the organism in Eukaryota, Fungi, Ascomycota, Eurotiomycetes, Eurotiales, Aspergillaceae.